This is a messenger RNA of Drosophila suzukii, 623 nucleotides long. RefSeq lists its product as uncharacterized. The record is from RefSeq and is a predicted model, not a curated record. NCBI's taxonomy places the organism in Eukaryota, Metazoa, Arthropoda, Insecta, Diptera, Drosophilidae.
UCCCAGUGAGGAGAUGAACCUUAGCUGGGGCAAUGGGGUCAAAUUCUGAUGGAUAUUUAGUGCCCUGCGCCUAUUGCAUCGCUUUGCUGGACUUCAUAUCCGCCGUGCUAUUCGCAAUUAUCUCAGGAGUGGUAUUUGCCAGGCAUGGUAAUUGGUCUGCCCUGGUGGCGCUGAUCUUCACCAUCUUCUGGAUGGUCAUCAUCAUCGUUCUCAUAGCUGGCAUCUACAGGAGGAAACUGGGAUUGGUACGCUUUUGGCUGGUGUUUACGUGCCUGGGAAUACUUUUGGAUGGAGUUAUUUUGCUCUAUGGCCUGACUUUGGCCAUAUCUGUGAACUGGGAGGGUGUAAAAAUCACAGUGCUGCCAUUCGUGGGAUUGGCUGUGGAAAUGACUUUUGUCUACAUCAUUUACCUCUUCUAUCUGGAUAUGAUUGGAUAUAUUCCACCGGAAACGUUUUAUGAAGAGCCUCGUAGAGAAAAAAGCGGCUGCGAAGUGGUUUAUACCGAGGAAAAGGAAAAACCAGUGGAUCGUAGGGAUUUAAAACGCAUGGAAAAACAAGCUAAAGAACGCAUGAAAAAGGAUAAAGCUGUUUUGAAAAAACUCCAAAAACAAAUGCGAAAAUGA